Vigna unguiculata (cowpea) is the source of this 2590-nucleotide messenger RNA. RefSeq lists its product as uncharacterized. Lineage: Eukaryota; Viridiplantae; Streptophyta; Magnoliopsida; Fabales; Fabaceae. Gene Ontology annotation, biological process: transmembrane transport; metal ion transport. Gene Ontology annotation, molecular function: metal ion transmembrane transporter activity. The record is from RefSeq and is a predicted model, not a curated record. Gene Ontology annotation, cellular component: membrane.
UGUAUUCUGUUGGAACACCCGAGUAUCUCUGUUAUGCUCACUAAGAUUAGGUUCCCUCAGAGACAUACCAAGUCCGAAUAAAUGAAGAAUUUUGGUUAAUCUGAGAGUUGAGAGUUGAAAGUAACGUUAGACAUCUUAAAGAGAAAAAGAAAAGAAGAAGAAUAGAUGCUUGAACGCGUAAAAACUUAAAUCAUAGUAUAAUAAAGUAGUAUAAUGAUUCGAUUUUUUUUUUCUUUUUAUAAUGUGAAAAAUGUGUGCCCAGUUGUUGCAGCAAGUAUGAUUGGUAGCCGGGAGUGGUAGAGUUGCGCGUGGUACGUGUUUUUUCUUCAUUAAUUUAAAAUUAAUUUUAUAAAUAUUCUUUUUGGGAUUCAGAGACUCCACUCUCCUCUGUCUCUGCAUUGAUUUGUGAUGAGUCAGGGAAGCAGGGAGCUUGAUGUUGAUUGUCAAAUUCUGGCUUGAAAUCAAAAGUUUUUCAAACGCCAUGCCAGUGUAACUUUUCUCAUAUAAGAGUGGUUUUGAAGAGAUGACUUAAAGGCUCUACGCCGGGUUCAUUACGAGCAGAAAAAUGAGUGAUGCAGAAGUUCAAUUUUAUCCCGCAGGAACAACGAAGAAAUCAGAUAGCCAAAAAAUUUAUCACGGUAGAGAUCCCAAUCAUGGAAGUAACUUUUGGACAGACGGGCUUAUUUGUGCUUUUGAAUAUGUUCGAGGACAAAACAGAUCAGCUAAAUGGAGGUCCUCAGAGAGACUACAGGUUAAUGGGCAACAACAUUCAAAGAUGCAAGCUCCUUCUGAUGGUUUAAAGGAGGCUUCUUCUUUGAGACCGGAUAAGUCAGAUCUUUCGUCUGUAAAUGUCUCACGGGACACUUUGUUUGGUGCCUCUGAUGAUGACAAGGAGAGCCAGAGUCGUCAGGCUGGGCAGUCUAGAAAGUAUGAUGGUGGUCAUUGGGUACCCAUUGGAUGGGCAAGAAUUUCUGAACUCGUCCAAACAGUUCAGGUUGAUGCUGUAUGGUCUUCUCAUCAAUUUGAGUUUGAGGAUUCUGAAGAUGAUUUUACUGUAGCAGAUUUGGCGGCUCCGUACUGGGAGCGUCCGGCUGGGCCUAUUUGGUGGGGCCAUGUUUCUGCUGGUCACCCCACUGUUGAGGCUUGGCUCAACAAUGCUCAAUGGCUACAUCCUGCUGUUAGUCUAGCUUUGAGAGACGAAAGUAGACUUAUAAGUGACCGGAUGAAACACCUUUUCUAUGAGGUCCCAGUCAGAGUUGCGGGAGGGCUGUUAUUUGAGCUCUUGGGACAAUCAGCUGGUGAUCCUUUUGUUGAAGAAGAUGACAUUCCUAUUGUUCUUAGGUCUUGGCAAGCACAGAACUUCCUUGUAACUGUAAUGCAUGUAAAAGGAUCUGUGUCAAGGAUAAAUGCUUUAGGUAUAACAGAAGUUCAGGAGCUUCUCUCAGCUGGAGGGUAUAAUGUGCCGAGAACAGUGCAUGAAGUUAUAGCACAUCUUGCUUGUCGCCUCUCUCGAUGGGAUGAUAGGUUAUUCCGUAAAUCUAUAUUUGGGGCGGCAGAUGAGAUUGAAUUGAAGUUUAUGAACAGGAGAAACCAAGAAGAUUUGAAUCUUUUCAUCUUAAUCUUAAAUCAAGAAAUCAGAAAGUUAUCAACACAGGUUAUCAGAGUGAAGUGGUCACUGCAUGCAAGAGAAGAAAUCGUCUUUGAGCUUCUCCAACAUCUGAAAGGAAAUGGAGCAAGAAGCCUGCUAGAGGGAAUAAAAAAGAGCACAAGAGAAAUGAUCGAGGAGCAAGAAGCAGUUCGCGGCCGUCUUUUUACCAUUCAAGAUGUCAUGCAGAGCACUGUUCGAGCUUGGUUACAGGAUAAAAGCCUUCGGGUAACCCAUAAUUUAGCCGUAUUUGGUGGUGUUGGUGUGGUCCUCACUAUCGUUACUGGGUUAUUUGGGAUCAACGUUGAUGGGAUACCUGGGGCAGAAAAUACACCAUAUGCAUUUGGUGUUUUUACAGCCAUCCUUGUCUUCCUUGGAGUAGUGCUGAUUGCCGUUGGCAUGGUUUACCUUGGGCUGAAAAACCCUGUUGCUGAAGAACAGGUUGAAGUUAGGAAGCUUGAGCUGCAAGAAUUGGUGAAGAUGUUUCAGCAUGAAGCAGAAACUCACGCCCAAGUCAGGAAAAACAUUUCUCCCAAAAACUUACCCCCUACAGCUGGUGAUGCUUUCCGUAGUGGUGCGGAUUAUCUUGUCAUACAAUAGAGACACUAAUACUAUAAUUGUCCAAGGAUUGCUCAACAUCAAUCACUUUUGGUAUUAAAGGCUGUUUCAAGUUUGAAUUAAAGCAUGAAUGAAAAAGCAUUUCUCUUUACUUAUUCACAUGCUUUGGUGAGUGUGAAGGAAUCCUCAACCGUUGCCGGACAUUGGUGGGUCUCAGUCUCAAACAAAGCCAAAACUCUUGUAGCCUUUGAUCUAUGAGUUCUUCAAUGAAUGUAUUAGAAGUAUAUGAAUUGAAUAUUUGUACACCUCAUUGGUGGGUGCCAAUUUAAUGUACAUAUUAGAGGAAUUUCUCUAUAAAUAUCAAAGUGAAAGAUGUGAUUCUAGCGA